This is a messenger RNA of Batrachochytrium dendrobatidis JAM81, 732 nucleotides long. RefSeq lists its product as uncharacterized. The coding region runs from base 1 to 732 and encodes 243 amino acids. The record is from RefSeq and is a predicted model, not a curated record. Gene Ontology annotation, cellular component: nucleus; cyclin-dependent protein kinase holoenzyme complex; cytoplasm. The transcript has 5 exons. NCBI's taxonomy places the organism in Eukaryota, Fungi, Chytridiomycota, Chytridiomycetes, Rhizophydiales. Gene Ontology annotation, biological process: G1/S transition of mitotic cell cycle; signal transduction; regulation of G2/M transition of mitotic cell cycle. Gene Ontology annotation, molecular function: ATP binding; cyclin binding; cyclin-dependent protein serine/threonine kinase activity.
AUGGAUUAUGCAGAAACAGACCUAGCAAAACAUAUCAAGGCAUAUGUAUGUAAAGCUAUGUUAGAACAAACAAACGACUUUAGUUCUGAGCAGCAGCUAUCGCUUCUUUCCUUGGAUGACAAAAUUGAGUUGGGCUUACCAAGAGAAACGGUUCGAGAUUGCAUGAGUCAGAUUUUAGCUGGUCUGGCGUUUGCUCAUGGUCGCAGAUUAAUGCAUCGUGAUUUAAAGCCAAGUAACAUUCUUGUAAAUUAUUCAGUUCGGGGUGAUAUGUCUUCAAAGCUUAAACUUAAAAUUGCUGAUUUUGGAUUGGCUCGAGUACGUUCGUUCCCUGAUAAACGGCAUUACACUCCCGAGACUGUGACCAUGCUAUAUCGUGCUCCUGAAAUCUUUUUUGAUUUUGAUGUACCAUUACUGAUCAUAUUCACCAUGCAAUUAGAGCUGGUACGUGGCCGCCCGCUAUUUGAUGGAGAAACCGAAAUCAGUGUUUUAAACGAUAUUCAAAGAAAACUGGGUCCAAUUAAAGCCUCUGAUGUGCGUAACAUGUCGUUACCAGACAUUAUCUCGUUUCAAAAUCACUCACAAAAAACACCCCUUUCAAACUAUGUUUUGCUUGAUCCGAUUGGUCUCAAUCUGCUCGAGAAAAUGCUGGUCUAUAAUGCAGAUAAUCGUAUUCGCUCCCAAACUGCUUUGGAACAUGCAUACUUUAACCCUACGCAUGAUCUUGAGGAAUAA